Syzygium oleosum is the source of this 1359-nucleotide messenger RNA. Its product is annotated as CRAL-TRIO domain-containing protein C23B6.04c-like. The transcript is spliced from 6 exons. The record is from RefSeq and is a predicted model, not a curated record. Lineage: Eukaryota; Viridiplantae; Streptophyta; Magnoliopsida; Myrtales; Myrtaceae. Bases 263 to 1147 code for a protein of 294 amino acids. Gene Ontology annotation, molecular function: phosphatidylinositol transfer activity.
CCAUCUCUCUGUCUGCGAGUCUGCGAGUCUGCCAGAGCGAGCGCAUACGCCGUUCUCGCGAAGCUCGGAGAUCGCCGGAACCGGCGAAUCCGUCGCCGUCGCCGGCGCCGUCGGCGUCAGCUCCGAGCAGCUGCCGCCGUCUCCUUCCUUCCCCCGCAGGUGCGUGUGACUGCGCAUCCUCUCUUUUCGGCUCGACGUAAGCGACUGCUUACAGCUCUGACCUGCGCAAUUGAAGGCUUUUCCGUUUGGUAUAUCAGCAGAGAUGAUGUUCCUGCGGAGGAAGAACCCUCAAAACCAUCCGGAAAAUGAUUCUCUGCAGAAAGAUGAAAAGGUUAGUGAGCUCAGGGCUGAACUUGGACCUCUAUCUGGACGUAGUCUUAAAUAUUGCACCGAUGGAUGCCUGAGGAGGUAUUUAGUAGCUCGAAACUGGAACGUUGAAAAGUCAAAGAAAAUGCUGGAAGAGUCGCUUAAGUGGCGGUCCACUUACAAACCUGAAGAAAUCCGUUGGCCCGAAGUUGCGCAUGAGGGUGAGACUGGAAAAGUUUCUAGGGCGGACUUCCAUGAUCGAUUCGGAAGGACUGUGCUCAUCAUGAGGCCUGGAAAGCAGAACACAAAAUCAGCAGAAGGAAAUAUCCGCCAUCUAGUCUAUCUGAUAGAAAAUAGCAUCCUCAACCUUGCUGAGGGUCAGGAAUCAAUGUCAUGGUUGAUUGACUUCACUGGAUGGACAUUGAGGACACAAGUUCCUGUCAGAACUGCUCUCGAUAUUAUCAAUGUCUUACAGAGCCACUACCCUGAGAGGCUUGCCGUAGCGUUUCUGUAUAAUCCACCUAGAAUUUUCGAGGCAUUCUGGAAGGCAAUCAAGUACUUCUUGGAUCCAAAAACCUUCGAAAAGGUGAAGUUUGUUUACCCGAAAAACAAGGACAGUGUGGAACUGAUGAGCACCUUCUUCGACGUGGACAACCUUCCGAGCGAAUUCGGGGGCAAGGCCACACUGAAGUACGACCACGAAGAGUUCUCGAGAAUGAUGGCCGAGGACGAUGUUAAAACAGCCAAGUUCUGGGCCCUUGACGAUAAACCUCACAAUCCUUCUAACGGGCACGUGGGCGUGGAGGCUUCACCCAUACUCAUCGCAUCACCGGCCAGUUGAUUUAGCUUCUGCAGCGCCACCCAUCAUAUGUAAGAAACUAAGUGAAAACCACGAGAUCUACCUACUUAAUGUGAAAAUGAUGAGAUCCUUUUCUUUAGCCGCAUAAGCCAUUAUCGAUUCUGUAAAACUACUCGUACUCUCUCAACAAUGGAGGACAUUCUUUUAUCGCCCCAUCACUUGAAUAGUAAAGCUCCGACGUUGAAGAUGACCAA